CUCCCCUGUGCCGCGGGCUGGGAAUGGUACAGCCCUGCCUGCAGCGCCCGCUGCUCCGGGGACGUUGCUGGAAGGUGAAGGCAGCGGCUGCGGGGGCUGCGGGGGCUGCGGCGGCCGCAUCCAGCCCCGACACUCGCCAGGAGAAGGGCUGGAAGGGACCCUGCGCCCAGCUCCGUCCCGAGCCCUCCCGCGGCAGGAGCCAUGACCCAGGGAAAGCUCUCCGUGACCAGCAAACCCCCCAGCUCUGAGGGCCAGGGAGACAAGAAGGACAAUGCCACAGCCCCCCCGGCUCCCCCGUCCUAUGAGGAGGCCACAGCGGGAGAAGGGAUGAAAUCCAGGGCUUUCCCUGCCCCGCCGGCAGCCCCGCUCCACCCCAGCUGGGCUUACGUGGAUCCCAGCACCAGCCCAAGCUACGGCAGCGGGGGGUACCCGGGGGACACAGAGCUGCUCACGACCUUCAGCUGGGACGACCAGAACGUGCGCAGGGUGUUCAUCAGGAAGGUUUAUGCCAUCCUGAUGGUCCAGCUCCUGGUCACUGUUGUCAUCGUGGCUUUCUUCACCUUCUGUGAACCGGUCAAGGGCUACAUCCAGACCCACUCUGCCUGGUACUGGGCUUCCUAUGCCGUUUUCUUUGUCACCUACCUGAUCCUCGCCUGCUGCUCUGGGCCCAGGAGAUACUUCCCUUGGAAUCUGAUCCUGCUCAGCAUCUUUACCCUGUCCAUGGCUUAUCUCACUGCGAUGCUCUCCAGUUACUACAACACCAAGUCAGUGCUGCUGUGCCUUGGGAUCACUGCUCUGGUCUGUCUGUCUGUCACCAUCUUCAGCUUCCAGAGCAAGUUUGACUUCACCUCGUACCAGGGCGUUCUCUUCGUGCUGCUCAUGGUGCUGUUCCUGGGGGGACUGGUCCUGGCUGUCAUCCUGCCCUACCAAUAUGUCCCGUGGCUCCACGCGAUCUACGCUCUGCUCGGGGCUGGGAUCUUCACCAUGUUCCUGGCCCUGGACACGCAGAUGCUGAUGGGGAACCGCCGGUACUCGCUGAGCCCUGAGGAAUACAUCUUUGGAGCCCUCAAUAUCUACCUGGACAUCAUCUACAUCUUCUCCUUCUUCCUGCAGUUCUUUGGCUCCAGCCAGGAGUGAGGGCAGCAGGGCAGGAUCCUCCCUGUGCUGGCAAAUGUGAGGGGUUAAAUUGAAGAGCAGAGGUGAAAGGGUUCAAAACUGCCAAUCUGACCCAAUCCCUCCCUUUCUGGUCCAUCCAAUGCACCGAGGAGCCCCAGGCCCCUCCUGCAGUUUUGUACAUUUGCUGUCAGGCCUUUGUGACCCAGAGAGCAAAGCAGGGCUUCAGUGUCAUGUCCCUUCUGCUCCCCCUGCUCCUGUCCAGCCCAAACCAGUCCUGAGACUCGGGGUAGGAGACCAGGACCUUCCUGGCCCCAGGAGCUGCUGGAGGUGCCCUCUGAGUCUUGCCCAUCAGCGGUGAAAGUGCUGUGAAAAAAAAAACAGUGAUGGCAGAGCAGGGAAUUUGGUUCGAUCCUGGCAGGAAAAGCAGCUGAGCCAAGGGAAAAGCCUUGGGGAAUCCUUGCAUUGCCCUGUUUCCCACAUUCCUUUGGAGCUCAGUGGCCUCUGCGCUAUUCCUGGUGGCUCCUGCUGUUGGAAAUGUGAAGUGUGGGAUCACAUAGCUGGAUUUCAGUGCUCCAGGUACAGGGAAACUAUUUGUUCAGGACAUGCAGCUCUCUGAGGUCAUCCCUGGUGCAACUGCAGGAAGUAUUCCCCUGGAUCCCUUGCAUCCAGCUGUGGAGAUGAGCCCUUUCCCUUUCCCUUUCCCUUUCCCUUUCCCUUUCCCUUUCCCUUUCCCUUUCCCUUUCCCUUUCCCUUUCCCUUUCCCUUUCCCUUUCCCUUUCCCUUUCCCUUUCCCUUUCCCUACGUGAAUGUGCUGGUUCUCUUUGGAGUGUGGCUCCUCACCAGAGGGGCUGGGAUCCCAGGGAAGGAAUAUUGCCAGGAAAUGGCAGAGAUGGAGGAGGCUGAGUUUCCAUGCUGAGAAAUGCCAUUCCAUGUGGGAAAUGGGCUGGGAUCCUGUGACCCACCCUAAGGAUCUGACACCUUCACAGACUUGUCUUGGCUGCUCCAAAUUAGUGUUCCUAAGGGGUCAUUCCCAGGGACUGAAGCCAUUGGAACACCAAUGUUCCCUCUCCCCGGCUGUUUUUCACUUCUCCUCUCCCAAACGGGGAUGUCAGCAUGGGCUCUGGAAGUGCUCAGGUAACUUUCCACCGUGGCCAUGCUCACAUUCCCUGUUUGGGGCUCAGCUGGCUGAUCUUGGACUGUAAAGCUCCCCAGGGAGAUAAGGGGCCUUUUGCUCUCAUUCCAAGAGUGAUCCUUCCUGCAGAUAGGACCUCGUAUCUCCCAUCUCGCUGGGAAUGCUGGGCGAGUGCGUCACAGAGCUGCCUCCAGCAAUCCCUGCCGGAGAGAGGCUCUGCCAGAACGCUGGGACGGCACAUUCCUGCUCCUUCUGCCCUGAGUUUUACCCUGCACAUGUCCUGUCCUCCUGCCACACGUGUCCAAGAUCCAGGGAAAGUUAUUGUGGGGGGAAUGGAAAUGCUCCGGCCCCUCUGUGGCUGUGCUGAUGAGCACAAGUGAUGCCUUCCCCUUACUUUCAUCCCCAAAACACUCCCAAAAAACCCCAACCAGAUCAAUAACACCCCAACCAGACAAUAACACCCCAACCAGACAAUAACACCCCAACCAGAUCAAUAACACCCCAACCAGACAAUAACACCCCAACCAGACCAAAAAACCCCAACCAGACCAAAAAACCCCAACCAGACCAAAAAACCCCAACCAGACAAAAAACCCCAACCAGACCAAAAAACCCCAAUGAGACGAAAAACCCCAACCAGAAAAAAAACCCCAACCAGACAAAAAACCCCAAUGAGACAAAAAACCCCAAUGAGACAAAAAACCCCAAUGAGACAAAAACCCCAACCAGACCAAAAAACUCCAAUCGGACCAAAAAACCCCCACCAAAGACAAAUUUGUUGUAGGGAUGAAGGACACCAUGAGGUGAUGCCAGCAGGAAGUUAAUGUCCUGCUGGUUCCUGCUGAGGAGAACCAAAUCCUUGGAUUGCUGAGCAGGCAGGACUGGGAAUGGUGUGGGAGGCACACUAAAAGUGGAUGAAAUGAGAGUUUCAAGAGGAAAUUUCCUGGCCCUCAGCAGACUGGCUGGGAAGCCUUUCCUUGCUCACAGCUGUCUCCUGUAGGGAUUUGUGCUUUCCAGGCUUGGAGGGAGGAGUGUGGAGCCCCAUGAUGAGCUCUGGCUCUGAAAUAGUCCCAAAACUCCUCCAAAAUGCCCUGCUGGGAGCUGGGGAGGAGCACAUGGAACCUGCAGCCUGCUCUGGAAUUGCUCUUUUUCCUUCUGGUGUGGAGUAACUUUUCUGCUGCUGCAUCCUGGCUUGCUGCUGCUGCAUCCUGGCUUUCUGCUGAUAUAUCCUGGCUUUCUGCUGAUAUACCCUGGCUUUUCUGCUCCUGUUGGGAACAUCUGGCAUGACCCCACUCCAGGCACCUGGGUGGGGGGAACUUGCUGCCCUCCUUUGUCCCUUGCAUGUGUCCUGGUCUCUUUUCCACACUGAUCCCAUCCCAGCCAGCUCUGAUGCAUACUGAGCACUGUACCUCUCAGGGAGCUGGAGUUCCUUGGGAGGCUGAGGAAAGCAGGAUCUGGGGUGGGAUAUGGAGGGCUGUCCUCCACCCAAAGUCCUCACCCAGCUCUGUAUCCAAAUCCUUUGGAGUGGUCAUUCCUAUGAUUUCACUGUAAAUAGGAUUUUGUAUCUUCUCUGACUAUUGCUAAUAAAUU
This is a messenger RNA of Poecile atricapillus (Black-capped chickadee), 3838 nucleotides long. It is a transcript of the gene FAIM2, whose product is annotated as Fas apoptotic inhibitory molecule 2. The coding region runs from base 202 to 1137 and encodes 311 amino acids. NCBI's taxonomy places the organism in Eukaryota, Metazoa, Chordata, Aves, Passeriformes, Paridae. The record is from RefSeq and is a predicted model, not a curated record. Gene Ontology annotation, biological process: negative regulation of apoptotic signaling pathway. The transcript is spliced from 12 exons. Gene Ontology annotation, cellular component: endoplasmic reticulum; Golgi apparatus; membrane.